AUGCGCCACACUCUGCACGUCCUGUUGCUGCUGCUGCUCUGCUGCUUCACCAGUUCUUUUGCCGCCGCCGAGCAUCGCUGCAUAUUUGACCGCAUUUCUCGCAAGCAUGCGCCCCCGAUGAGGGCAGUUGUGCGUGAAUUACCGAGCCGGGGGCGUGGCGGGACGCAGGUGUUGACUGCCUCUGUGUCUGGCUGGGCGCCCAUCCGUUUUAAGGUCUUCUCGGAGGACAUGAACAAUCCUUCCAAGUACUGCGGCGCUGCGGGAGAGCACCGCCCGGACUUGGAAGGAGGAGUCCGUGUGUGCCAGCAACAGGAUGUUCUUACGGCUGAAAAAAAGUCCAUCAUCUUGGAUCAGAUGCUUCCCCGAGCCAUACAGCUGCACGUGGAUCGUCUCCACGUUCAACCGGAGAAGCGCCCAGUGAUUGUUAAGAAUUUUUCGGCUGGAGACACAUGCGGCAAUUUUGAAAUACCCAGCUCCCACCACACGACGGGUGUGUCCGGCGCGGACAUGGUUUUGUACGCCGCUGCUGCACCGACUGAAAGUUUUACUUAUGCGUGGGCAUUGGGGUGCGUUGAGUUGCCCGAUGGACGUCCUGUGGUCGGGGUGAUAAAUAUUGGCCCGGGUUCAGUCACCUAUUCGGAGUUCAGUGUUCGUAUCGCGGCGCAUGAGAUCGCGCACACACUUGGGUUUGAGGUGGAAGUUUUUGAGGCCAGGAAUAUGACACGGACGAUACCUGAGGUUCGUGGAAAAGAAAACGUGCUUGUGGUGUCUUCACCCAAGACGCUGGAAAAGACUCGUGCGCACUUCAACUGCACAAGUGCCCCUGGAAUGGAGCUGGAGGAUGAGGGUGGGGGCACAACGCCAUCAUCGCAUUGGAAGAGACGCAACGCAAAGGACGAGCUGAUGGCUGGACUUCCCGGUGCCGGCUACUACACG
This is a messenger RNA of Trypanosoma rangeli, 936 nucleotides long. RefSeq names its product leishmanolysin. The annotation marks the transcript as partial. Lineage: Eukaryota; Euglenozoa; Kinetoplastea; Trypanosomatida; Trypanosomatidae. The transcript has a single exon. The record is from RefSeq and is a predicted model, not a curated record. Gene Ontology annotation, molecular function: metalloendopeptidase activity. Gene Ontology annotation, cellular component: cytoplasm; membrane. Gene Ontology annotation, biological process: cell adhesion; proteolysis.